Molecule: messenger RNA, 1260 nt
Organism: Thlaspi arvense
Lineage: Eukaryota; Viridiplantae; Streptophyta; Magnoliopsida; Brassicales; Brassicaceae
Source: the annotation of a GenBank genome assembly
AUGAGCAGCUCCAGAGAGGGAUCUCCCGAUUGGCUCCGCUCUUUCCAGGCACCCACCACCACUUCAUUGUUAUCACUAUCCUCGCCGUCUAAAUCUUCUCCAGAUGAUAGUCCUGACAGGGAAUCUGAAACCAUUUCGUCUCUUCCGGUGCCUGAUGACAGUGACGCCGCCGCGAUACUCGAUGAAGAAUCCGUGGGGUCUAUGUCUAGGAAGAGAUCUAAGACGAAGUUGGUGACAAAGCAGGUGAGUAUCGAGCAGGUGUUCACUAGAAAGAAGAAAGCAGAUGCUAGUCUCAACCUUGAAGAGAAGCAAAAUGGAAACAAAGUUGACGGUGAAGAAAAGUCUAGCAAGGAUAAAGACGUUCAAGGAGAUGAUGAUUCUGUAUGGCUUGUCUCAUCUGAUUCUGAACCACCCUCCAGUGAUCCGGUAAGGCAGCAAGUGAUUAUGUCAACUGAAGAGGAUGAGGAUUUGAUUAUUCAAGCUGAAGCAACAGAACCUGCGGUUAAGAAGGCUUCAAAGAAAAAAUCUCCUAAGAAAAAGCUAAACAGUGUGCGUCAGACACCCAAGAAAGAAAACAGUUCACAAGAAUCUUUGAUAAGCGAAGAUAAAGAUACAGAUGCCAUAGUAGCCGAGGAAGUAACAAUGGAUAAAAGUACCAAGCCUUCUUCUGGCUCAAGUUCAAGACUGCCUUUGGUGCUUUCUGAGAAGGUGAAUCGUACAAAGGUACUCGUUGAAUGUGAAGGGGACUCGAUAGAUUUGAGUGGAGACAUGGGGGCUGUUGGACGCGUGGUUGUUUCAGACACAACCGAGGACGUGUACUUGGACCUGAAAGGCAUGUUACUCCAAAUGUCACUCACCCCCAAAGAUCUUGCAUUUCAGGUUAACGUAGGUCAGUCAGAGGCAAAGAUUGAAGCUAUUAUGAAUGACUUCAUACAGCUAACACCACAAUCUAAUGUCUAUGAAGCAGAAACAAUGGUGGAAGACGCUUAUUCGGCUAAUUUUAUGACCCAUUCAGGAACUCUGGAGGGAUAUUCGUUCGAUUCAGAUGAUGAAGCAGACAAAAAGGCCAAGACUGCUUCAAAGCCCGCUGAUCAAAGUGGAGGCGCAGCGGAAGUAACCAACGCAAAUGGCAAAGGCAAAGCCAAAGCAAAAGGCGAAAAUGUUGUAGGAAAAAAGAGAGGGAGACCAGCUAAAGAGAAGCAGCAACCAGCAAAGAAGGCUAGAAAUUCUGCUCCUAAGAAAACAAAACCCAAGAAAUGA